Messenger RNA from Triticum dicoccoides, 837 nucleotides. RefSeq lists its product as uncharacterized. The coding region runs from base 1 to 837 and encodes 278 amino acids. The record is from RefSeq and is a predicted model, not a curated record. The transcript is spliced from 5 exons. NCBI's taxonomy places the organism in Eukaryota, Viridiplantae, Streptophyta, Magnoliopsida, Poales, Poaceae.
AUGGUGUUCGUCGACAUGGACGGGCAGCUAAGUCGUCCGCCUAUUCCCUUUCCCCUUUCCAUCCCCUCCUCCACUGCAGCUGCCCUGCUGCCCCCUCCUCGGCGAGGCGCCUCACGAGCACCGCGAGGUCAGCGCGGGAGCCGCGCCCGCACGAGCGCCGCGAGGGAGGUGGCCAAUACGGCGAGGCGCCGCGCCCGCACGAGCGCCGUGAGAUCAAAGUGCAGCAGCAGCCAAUACGGCGAGGCGCAGCGACUGCACGGGCUCCGCGAGGUCCAGGGGCGGAAGCAGCCAAUACGGCGAGCGGUGCCUGUCCGGCGACCAUACGGCCUCCGCGGCGUGCUCGACCUUGCUCCUACGCCUCCUACCCGGGCUGGACCUCCCCCCGGGCGUCGUCCCCACCCGCAUCACCAAGCUCCCCAACGGCGUCCGCGACUCGGCGUCGCCUCCGAGGAUUUCCAGGGAGCAGCACAGGGAUGGCGAUUUUGGCAGCUCUGCUCUGAUGAUGCCGUCAGAGCACAGCUUGCUCGUUUUCAGCAUGAGGAAGAAGAUGAUUUGACAGGGAGCAGCACAACUUGCUUGUUUUGUUUCUCUGUAGCAAGUUAUUCUAUAAAUACUGAACACUAUGCAAGGAAAUCAGCAGCUGCCAUUGUUCAAGAAUCAAAUUAUUGUAUGAAUUCUGAACAUUUGCAAAGAAACUGUUGCUCCUUUGGAUCGAUGCCGGAGGCGGGACUGACUGACUCACCGCUGUUUCUUCAUCUGCAACACGUUCAGAUUAACACCGAGGCUCCCUGCCGUUCACAGCGUCUUGCCAAGUACAAUACUACAACCAGCUUCUGA